AUGACAGCUCCCCCGACUUCGUUUGCAUCUCACCGAAAGAGUUCGAGGAAAUCGAGACGGGACAGCUCCGUAGAAUCUAGUUUUACUCCUUCUGAGGAUGAAGAUGAUUUCUCCUCUUCCACGGAAGAGACAGAACUUGAAGAUGUCAUUUCAGAAGAGCUGUCUGAGUCGUCUGGUAGUGAUUCGGGCAGUUCGAAUGUCGUUCGUUCUCGUCGUAGAAGAAAUAGGCGACAAACAACGAGAAAGGUCCCACGAACCCCUGCUGCGGAUCAAGCGUUUGUGCCUCCUCGAACCACUGCCAUUCCAAUUAACCGUGAUACUCUGAAUGCAAAGCUUCACGCCUCCAAGGUCUCAAACGACUGUCUACCCUGUCGCGAACAGGAGUUCGAUACUAUCUUCGAAUUUCUCUUUGACCAUCUUCAAAACCGCACUGGAGGAUGUAUGUACAUCUCUGGAGUUCCGGGGACAGGCAAAACGGCGACUGUCAACGCUGUCGCCAAGGCUAUGGCCGGCUGUGUAGAUGAUGACGGAGAUGCUAUUGUGCCUCCCUUUGACUUUGUUACCGUCAAUGGAAUGCAGCUCUCUGACCCCCGGCAGGUCUACGUUCAUAUCUACGAGGCUCUGAAGAAAAAGAAGGUAUCUGCUCACAAAGCGACGUCUCUUCUAGAAGUCGAGUUCUGUUCUUCGUCACGCCAGCGCAACGCGAUCGCCGCUCCAGCAUGCGUCUUGCUCUUAGAUGAGUUAGAUCUUCUCUGCUCCAAGCGUCAAGACGUCCUCUACGCUCUCUUCGACUGGGCCUAUCGUGCCGGAGAUAAGAAAAAAAAGGGUGGAGGAAGACCCCUGAUCGUUCUCGCAGUGGCCAAUACUAUGGACCUGCCUGAGCGUGUUCUGCACCAUCGCGUUGCUAGUCGUCUGGGUCUCAAUCGUCUGGCUUUUGCGCCCUACUCGCAUGAUCAACUCGCGGCUAUCGUUAAUGCCAGAUUAGGGCCGGAAUUGAGUUCUUCGUUUGAUGCCAAAGCGAUUGAAUUAGCUACUCGAAAGGUUGCAGCCGUAUCAGGAGAUGCACGGCGUGCAUUGGAUAUAUGUCGUCGCGCUGCAGAAAUAGCUCAACUUGAAGGCGGAAAAACGUUCAAUACAACAAUGCAGCAUGCAAACGCUGCUCUACGUGAAAUGUUUACCUCUCCAGUUCUAACCGCUCUCCGAUGCGUCUCUCAUUAUGAAAGACUCCUGCUAAGAGCUAUCGUCUCUGAAGUCGCAGCAAGAGGUAUUGAGGAAGUCAUACUUUACCGUUGUUUACAACAGCUCUAUACUCUCUGCAAUCUUGAAGGCAUUCCUAGACCUUCGGAUACAGAAGUCUUUGCUAUGUGCGCUUCUCUCGGUGCCUAUAAAUUAAUUAUGACGGAGCCUUCUCGAAGGGACACUAACAUGCUUCUAAGACUCAAUUGCUCUCAAUCCGAUGUGCUUUUCGCGCUUAAAGCUACUGCGAAUUAA
This is a messenger RNA of Rodentolepis nana, 1491 nucleotides long. The record is from the annotation of a GenBank genome assembly. Lineage: Eukaryota; Metazoa; Platyhelminthes; Cestoda; Cyclophyllidea; Hymenolepididae.